AUUUGAACAGCAGCAAUGUCAGAAAGCUCAGUUGAUGAAUUACUUCGAUAGAAUUUGGAUGCAGUCUGUUAUUUGAAAUUUCUUCAUGUUAGAUUUUUUUCAAGUUUUUAAUUAUGCGAAAGCUAGCGAUUAUUAUCCUUCUGUUAGUUGGAAGUAGUUUGGCACAGCGGAGGAAUUACUUGAGUGCAGUAUGCCCUAUUGGUUGUAUUUGUUAUAAACAAUCUGUAAGAUGUAUGAAGUUGGAUUUGCAAAGUGUUCCUAGGUUUCCUACGCAAGCUUUACUUCUUGAUUUGAGAUUCAACAAAAUUAGUAGUCUUCAGGGAGACAAUUUCAGAGAUGGUCAUGAGAUAUCGGCACUUCUGCUGGACAAUAAUUUACUUUUUGAGUUGAAAAAUGGGACAUUCGAUGAGCUAUAUCAAUUAAAAUAUUUAUAUUUGUCAAAAAAUGAUAUUAGAUACAUCGAAUCUGGAGUAUUCCAGAAGUUAAUAAGGCUUGAGCAUUUAUUCUUGCAGAGUAACAAUCUUCAGACAAUUGAUGAUGGAACCUUCUCCAACAUGCAAUUUUUAAAUAGAAUUUAUCUUCAAUACAAUAGAUUACAAAACUUACCUGCCCAAGCUUUCAACAAUUUACCGGAAUUGAGAAUGCUUAGGCUUGAUCAGAAUCCUCUGAAUUGCGAUUGCAGUAUGGCGUGGCUUAUUGAAAUGAUGAAUUCAAACUCUCUUCAAGUAUCUGCUGACUGUUUAUUUCCUGUAGAAAUGUUUGGGAAGCCGCUCAAAGGACUGACUCCAAAUGAUCUUCAUUGUGGGCCUCCAGAAAUCAAAGAGGGUCCUAGUGACAUUCAGCUCAAGCGAGAAGAAACUGCCGUUUUGAAUUGCAUCACCAGUGGCGACCCCAAACCAUCAAUAAUUUGGUACAAGAACCAAGAGAGAAUAGAUACGCACAAUAACAGAUAUACUAUUUUGACUAAUGGUUCAUUAAUGAUAUCUAAUGUGAAUCAAGGCGACCAAGGACAUUAUUACUGUUCAAUAAAAAAUAUUUUGGGAGAAAUAAGCUCCAGAUUAGCAAGCGUUCUGCUGAAAAAUGAUGCGGAAGAAAAUUAUGGUCCACCAACUAUUGCAAUAAAACCGUCUUCCAUUUCUUCUGCUCCUGGACAACCCUAUGCUCAACUAGCUUGUAAAGCUGUUGGGAAUCCUCGUCCAGAUAUAACGUGGUCUUUCAAUGGAGUACAAAUUUUGCAAUCUACAAAAUAUGCAAUUGAUUCGGAGGGAACUUUGACAAUUCGACCAAUUGAAACAAAGGAUCAUGGUACAUACACAUGCUUCGCUAGGAAUACUUAUGGUAGAGCAAGUGCAGAAGCUAAUAUUUUAUUGCAAUCCCCACCUGUUUUUUCUGUCCAACCAGAAAACGUCGAAGCGAAUAUUGGAGCUGAAAUCAUAUUAGAAUGCGUAGCAGUUGGGUCACCAGAACCAGAGAUUAUUUGGUAUAAAAAUGAUAUUGAAAUUGGAUCAACAGAUAGAAUGUUCAUUCCAGUAGAUGGAACAUUUGUCAAGAUCGAGAAUGCGACGGAAGAAGAUUCUGGGUUAUACAUCUGUGAGGCUAGAAAUAUACAAGGAUCAAGGGAAGUGGGAGUUGAAGUUAAGGUUAAAUCCCUUAAUAUUACAUCACCGAAAUUCAUCUACAAACCAUACAACAUAGAGGCUUUCGUUGGAAGUUCCAUUGAGAUGCCUUGUCAAGCAGAAGGAACACCAACUCCAGGUAUCCAAUGGCAAAAAGAUGGCGCCACUAUGCAACGAACUGGUAGAGCAAAGACGUCCUUCACUGGGAGUCUCUACAUCAACGAAGUAGGACUUGAAGACCAGGGUCGUUAUGAAUGUAUUGCUAUAAACGACAAUGGUCGAGCUACAGCUUCAGGUUAUCUUACGGUAAAAAAUGACCCCACUGCAAUAAAGAUUGAUGGUAUUGGCGAUCAGUAUGUGAAAAUCGCUUUUUCCGAAGCUACUGAAGAAAUAGAGAGAGCAAUCAAUAAUACUGUGAAGAACCUCUUUGAAACCAAAGGCCCCUACAAUUCUGCAGAAUUAUUCAGGCUCUUCAGAUUCCCCGAUGCACCUACUCGAGAACUCGCAAAAGCAGCUGAAAUCUAUGAACGUACCCUAGCAAAUGUGAAAAAACAUAUCGAUGCAGGGAUGGUUACAAAUGCUACAAAAGAAUAUCAUUAUAAGGAUAUUUUAUCCAAAGAACAUCUAGAUCUCAUUGCUCAACUUUCUGGUUGUACAACACACAGAAGAGUUAGGAAUUGUUCGGAUACUUGUUUCCAUAAGAAGUACAGGAGUAUAGAUGGGGGAUGUAAUAAUCUAGAGAAUCCAACAUGGGGCUCAUCAUUGACACCCUUCAGGAGAAUCUUGCAACCUAUUUACGAAGACGGUUUUGGUAAACCUGUCGGCUGGAACAAAACUAAGAAAUACUUUGGAUAUCCAAAACCAUUAGCUAGACUUGUAUCAACGUCAAUUAUCUCCACUCAUCAAAUUACACCGGACGACGAAAUAACUCACAUGGUGAUGCAAUGGGGACAGUUUCUGGACCACGAUUUAGAUCACUCUCUUCCUGCAGUCAGUUCACAGAGUUGGGAUGGCGUAGAUUGUAAAAAAACUUGCGAAUAUGCUGCGCCUUGUUUUCCAAUGGACGUUCCACCUAAUGAUCCAAGAGUUCGUAACAGAAGAUGCAUAGAUUUCAUCCGUACCUCAGCAGUGUGUGGAUCUGGCAUGACCUCCGUAUUUUUCGAUAAUAUACAACCAAGAGAACAAAUCAAUCAGUUGACAUCCUAUAUUGACGCUUCUCAAGUGUAUGGAUAUUCGGAAGAGUUGUCAAGAGCUCUAAGAGACCUUAAUAGUGACGGUGGAAGACUCAGAGAAGGUCCUGAUUUCACAGGAUGGAAGCCAUUGUUACCUUUUGCAUCCAACGAAGGUAUAGAUUGCAGACGUAAUUUAUCGGAAAGUGAUGUUAAUUGCUUUGCUGCAGGAGAUAUUCGAGUUAAUGAACAGAGUGGCCUAAUAGCAAUGCAUACUUUAUGGAUGCGGGAGCAUAACAGAAUAGCUAGAGAAUUGAAAGCCUUGAAUCCUCAAUGGAAUGGAGAGACUAUUUUUCACGAAUCACGAAAAAUUGUUGGCGCUAUAAUGCAACACAUAACCUACAAGCAAUGGCUGAGAUUCAUAGUAGGUGACAGUGGAAUAGAGAAACUUGGGGAGUACCAAGGAUAUAAUCCGAAUAUUCAAGCCACAAUUUCGAACGUUUUUGCAACAGCAGCAUUGAGAUUCGGACACACUUUGAUAAAUCCUGUUCUUCAUAGGUUCAACGAAGAUUUCAAACCUAUACGUGAAGGCCAUUUGCCACUUAGACAUGCCUUCUUUGCACCAUGGAGAGUGGUGAAUGAAGGUGGAAUAGAUCCACUGCUCAGAGGGCUUUUUACUGUUCCAGCUAAGCUUAAGAAACCUAAAGAAAAUCUAAACUCGGAACUAACAGAGCAACUUUUCAGGACUGCACACGCUGUAGCUUUGGAUUUAGCUGCAAUGAAUGUUCAAAGAUCUAGAGAUCAUGGACUUCCUGGAUACACUGAGUAUAGAAAAUUCUGUAAUAUGACGGAUGUAGAAAAUUUCGAAGACCUUCGUUCUGAAAUAAGCAACGAAGAAAUAUUAAUAAAACUCCAUGAACUCUAUGGUCAUCCUGGAAAUAUUGACGUAUUUGUUGGUGGUGUUUUGGAAGAUACUGUGAGUGAUGGAAGGGUGGGACCACUAUUUCAAUGUCUACUUUUGGAACAAUUCAAACGAUUGAGAGAUGGAGAUAGGUUUUAUUAUGAACAUCCUGAUGUGUUUACCCCCGAUCAGCUGAAUGAAAUAAAGAAAUAUAGUCUAAGCCAUAUUUUAUGCUACGACGGUGAUAAUAUAACGAGAGUUACUGAAAAUUCAUUUAUUCUACCAGAUAAACAAGGUGGUUUUAUCCCAUGUUCCACGUUGCCCUCUAUUAAUCUAAGACCUUGGAUGCAAAGGACUCGUCAGGAUUGUGUUGUAUGACCCAAAUAGUGACUGUUUAGAAAUAUCAUCAAAUUUGAUAAUCAUUUCUGAUUUAUGAUUUCAUGAAAUAUACAUAAUUAUAAUAAAAUUGGAAUAAAUGACAAAAAUUAAA
This is a messenger RNA of Harmonia axyridis, 4176 nucleotides long. Its product is annotated as peroxidasin. Bases 114 to 4064 code for a protein of 1316 amino acids. The record is from RefSeq and is a predicted model, not a curated record. Gene Ontology annotation, molecular function: peroxidase activity; protein binding; heme binding. The transcript has 7 exons. Lineage: Eukaryota; Metazoa; Arthropoda; Insecta; Coleoptera; Coccinellidae. Gene Ontology annotation, biological process: response to oxidative stress.